Molecule: messenger RNA, 2677 nt
Organism: Talaromyces proteolyticus
Lineage: Eukaryota; Fungi; Ascomycota; Eurotiomycetes; Eurotiales; Trichocomaceae
Product: putative threonyl-tRNA synthetase
Exons: 4
Coding region: 43-2214 (723 amino acids)
Biological process (GO): threonyl-tRNA aminoacylation
Cellular component (GO): cytoplasm
Molecular function (GO): threonine-tRNA ligase activity; ATP binding
Source: RefSeq, a predicted model, not a curated record
CAAUUUUCUCUGUUAACCACGACAGCAGCUUUCGUCGGCGUAAUGGCUUCGGAGGCGCCCAAGGAACUGCCCACUCGUCCUGCUGUAGAUGCGAAAAUGGCGAACCAGGGAAACUCACUGCCCGAUUUUAUUAUCGAACGGAACAACCUCUUCGAAGAGCUAUGGCAGGAACACCUCAAGGAGCAAGCGAAUAAGCCCAAGCCGGAAAUCAACAUCACAAUCGAUAUCGGAGAUGGCAAGCCGUCUACAGUUAUUGCGAAGGCCUGGGAAACUACUCCUGGAUCGUUUCUGAAAGACGUCCCCAAAGAACUCAGCGCCAACGUUGUGGUUGCGAAGAUAGAUGGAAAGGAACUUUGGGAUCUGAACCGCCCAUUGGAAAGGGAUUGCAAGAUUUCGUAUCUGCCUUUCGAUCAUCCGGAGGGGAGAGAGGUUUUCUGGCAUUCUAGUGCUCAUUGCCUGGGUGAAGCUUGUGAGCAUGAGUACAAUUGCCUUCUUUCUCAUGGACCGCCUACUGCGCAGGGUUUCUUUUACGACAUGGCUAUACCGGAUGGACGCGUUGUUAAAGAGUCCGAUUGGGCAAUCCUCGACAAGAAGGCGGCGCAGGUUUUCAAGGAACGACAAAGCUUCGAUCGAUUGGAGGUCACGAAGGAUAAUCUCAAGAAGAUGUUUGCCUACAGCAAAUACAAACUUCACUAUAUAAAUCACUUGGUGGAAGGAGAGAAAAGCACAGUCUAUCGCUGCGGUACCCUAGUCGAUCUAUGCCGAGGACCUCAUAUCCAAAACACAGGCAAGGUUAAGACGUUCAAGAUUAUGCAGAACUCUUCAGCGUAUUUCCUUGGUGAUCAGUCGAAUGAUUCGCUGCAGCGUAUUAGAGGUGUCGCUUUCCCUGACAAGGCUGCCAUGAAGGAGCACUUGAAGUUUCUCGAAGAAGCCGAGAAGCGCAACCACUUGCGAAUUGGUAAAGAACAAGAGCUUUUCUUCUUCGAUGAAGCUUCUCCUGGAUGUCCAUUCCUCCUUCCGAACGGAACCAAAAUUUUCAAUGCCUUGCAAAAGCUUUUACGGUCAGAAUAUCGCAAACGUGGAUACCAAGAGGUGCAGACCCCUAAUAUGUACGACGUGGGCAUUUGGAAGACCUCGGGUCACUGGGCUCAUUACUCGGAUGAUAUGUUUAAAUUAGACGUCGAGAAAAGGCAAUGGGCACUCAAGCCUAUGAACUGCCCAGGCCAUUUUAUGCUUUUUGGGCAUCGCGAUAGAAGUUAUAGAGAAUUGCCUCUUAGAAUUGCCGAUUUCGGUGUGCUUCAUAGAAAUGAGGCAUCUGGUGCUCUUCACGGUCUCACGCGUGUGCGAAAAUUCCAGCAGGAUGAUACUCAUAUUUUCUGUACUCCUGAGCAGAUUUCAUCUGAAAUUGAAGCUCUCUUUGAUUUCUUGAAAGCCAUCUAUGGACUGUUCGGUUUCACUUUCAAGCUGAAACUAUCUACUCGACCAGAGAAAUACAUGGGUGCGAUCGAGGACUGGAACUAUGCCGAAGAACAGUUACGUCAAGCAUUGAACAAGUUCAAGGGCGACGACUGGGAGUUAAACGAAGGCGAUGGCGCAUUCUACGGACCUAAGAUCGACAUCACCAUCGCAGACGCAUUGAAGCGAGAAUUCCAAUGCGCCACCAUCCAACUCGACUACCAAGCGCCCCUCAAUUUCAAAUUAGAAUACAUUACCAACGAAAAAGCCGUCGCUGUUAGUGACGAUAAAAAGGAUGGCGAAAACAAAUCCAAAGACGCAGGUGUCGGCCGCGCCCGCCCCGUCGUUAUUCACCGUGCCAUUAUCGGCAGUUUUGAGCGUUUCCUUGGUAUUCUCACUGAGCAUUUUUGCGGUAAAUGGCCGUUCUGGAUCAGUCCUCGACAGAUCCUGAUUGUGCCUGUCAUGCCGGCAUUGAAUGACUACGCAAAGGAGCUCCAGGAGAUUCUGCAGGGCGAUAAGUUGAACGUCGACGUGGACGUCAGUGGCAACACCCUGCAGAAGAAGAUCCGCACUGGCCAACUUGCUCAAUAUAACUUCAUUUUCGUCGUCGGUGCGCAAGAAAAGGAAAGUCGGACGGUCAAUAUUCGCAACCGUGACGACCCGUCUAGUCAGAGCAAGGGUGAAUUGGUCCCUCUCGACGAGGCUCGUGUGAAGUUGCAGGCUUUGAAGAAGGAGCGUAGACUUGUCAAUGCGUUGUAAUUAAAAAUCACGGUGGAUGAAGAAUACAACGGAUGAUAUGAAUUAUACCAAGUUUGCAUUUGACAAAAGAAUACUAAAAGCGAUCAUACCAAUUCAUUCUUAAAUAUACUUCAAUUAAUCAAUUCAUUGACGUUACGAGACAAUCCGGCAAUUUCAACAUCAAUUGCGGUCAUAUUUGACGAUACCAUAUGCAAUACAUUUCCUCUCAAGCCCACAUGUGCGCCGAUAGUCUUCGUCUAAUCAUUAAAGUGAAACCGGCGUUUUCCGUGAUGCGUCGAUUCGAUACAGAUCGUACAUCCCACUGUACAUGUAUUUAAAAUUGAAGUGGGAUGACCGAAGGAUUUGCAUGCUGGUAUCACACCAUGAGCCCUACGUCCUCUCGCUUACCCACUAGAAAAAAAUACAUGAAACAAGUGGUUUACCAAGAGCACGAAAGUAGUAACGAUACUAUUGAAGUUAAUAC